Molecule: messenger RNA, 439 nt
Organism: Schistosoma margrebowiei
Lineage: Eukaryota; Metazoa; Platyhelminthes; Trematoda; Strigeidida; Schistosomatidae
Source: the annotation of a GenBank genome assembly
GAAAAUAAAUGAAAUAUCAUCAUCAUCAUCAGCAUCAUCAUCAUCAUCAUCAUCAUCAUCAUCAUCAUCAUCAUCAUCAUCAUCAUCAUCAUCAUCAUCAUCAUCAUCAUCAUCAUCAUCAUCAUCAUCAUCAUCAUCAUCAUCAUCAUCAUCAUCAUCAUCAUCAUCAUCAUCAUCAUCAUCAUCAUCAUCAUCAUCAUCAUCAUCAUCAUCAUCAUCAUCAUCAUCAUCAUCAUCAUCAUCAUCAUCAUCAUCAUCAUCAUCAUCAUCAUCAUCAUCAUCAUCAUCAUCAUCAUCAUCAUCAUCAUCAUCAUCAUCAUCAUCAUCAUCAUCAUCAUCAUCAUCAUCAUCAUCAUCAUCAUCAUCAUCAUCAUCAUCAUCAUCAUCAUCAUCAUCAUCAUCAUCAUCAUCAUCGUCAUCAAUGCAAUAUAGAAUGUAA